Molecule: messenger RNA, 2307 nt
Organism: Cynocephalus volans (Philippine flying lemur)
Lineage: Eukaryota; Metazoa; Chordata; Mammalia; Dermoptera; Cynocephalidae
Gene: ITGB8
Product: integrin subunit beta 8
Exons: 14
Coding region: 1-2307 (768 amino acids)
Biological process (GO): integrin-mediated signaling pathway; cell migration; cell adhesion mediated by integrin
Cellular component (GO): integrin complex; cell surface; focal adhesion
Molecular function (GO): integrin binding
Source: RefSeq, a predicted model, not a curated record
AUGUGCGGCUCGGCCUUGGCUUUUUUUACAGCUGCAUUUGUCUGCCUGCAAAACUGCCGGCGAGGUCCUGCCUCUUUUCUCCGGGCGGCCUGGAUGUUUUCACUUGUUCUUGGACUGGGCCAAAGUGAAAACAACAGAUGUACAGCCUCGAAUGCAGCCUCCUGCGCCAGCUGCCUUGCGCUGGGUCCAGAAUGUGGAUGGUGUGCUCAAGAGGAUUUCAUUUCAGGUGGAUCACGGAGUGAACGUUGUGAUAUUGUUUCCAAUUUAAGAAGCAAAGGCUGCAUGGUUGAUUCAAUAGAAUACCCGUCGGUGCGUGUAAUAAUACCAAGUGAAAAUGAAAUUAAUACCCAGGUGACACCAGGAGAAGUGUCAAUCCAGCUGCGUCCAGGAGCUGAAGCUAAUUUUAUGCUGAAAAUUCAUCCUCUGAAAAAAUAUCCUGUAGAUCUUUAUUAUCUGGUUGAUGUCUCAGCAUCGAUGCACAAUAAUAUAGAAAAAUUAAAUUCUGUUGGAAAUGAUUUGGCUAAAAAAAUGGCAUUUUUCUCCCGAGACUUUCGCCUUGGAUUUGGCUCAUACGUUGAUAAAACAGUUUCGCCAUAUAUUAGCAUCCACCCUGAAAGGAUUCAUAAUCAAUGCAGUGACUACAAUUUAAACUGUAUGCCUCCCCAUGGAUACAUCCAUGUGCUGUCGUUGACGGAGAACAUCACUGAGUUUGAGAAAGCGGUUCACAGACAGAAGAUCUCCGGAAACAUUGAUACCCCAGAAGGAGGUUUUGACGCCAUGCUUCAGGCAGCUGUCUGUGAGAGUCAUAUUGGAUGGAGAAAAGAAGCUAAAAGACUGCUGCUGGUGAUGACAGAUCAGACAUCUCAUCUUGCUCUUGAUAGCAAACUGGCAGGCAUCGUGGUACCCAAUGACGGAAACUGCCAUCUGAAAAACAACGUCUACGUCAAAUCAACCACCAUGGAACAUCCUUCGCUAGGCCAACUUUCAGAAAAAUUAAUAGACAACAAUAUUCAUGUCAUUUUUGCAGUUCAAGGAAAACAGUUUCACUGGUACAAGGACCUUCUACCCCUCUUACCUGGCACCAUUGCUGGUGAAAUAGAAUCAAAGGCUGCAAACCUCAAUAAUUUGGUAGUAGAAGCCUAUCAGAAACUCAUUUCAGAAGUGAAAGUUCAAGUGGAAAACCAGGUACAAGGCGUCUAUUUUAACAUUACAGCCAUCUGUCCAGAUGGGGCCAGAAAGCCAGGCAUGGAUGGAUGCAGAAAUGUGACAAGCAAUGACGAUGUUCUUUUCAAUGUAACAGUUACAAUGGAAAAAUGUGAUGUCACAGGAGGAAAAAACUAUGCAAUAAUCAAACCUAUUGGUUUCAAUGAAACCGCUAAAAUUCAUAUACACAGAAACUGCAGCUGUCAGUGUGAGGACAGCAGAGGAUCUAAAGGAAAGUGUGUAGAUGAAACUUUUCUAGAUUCCAAAUGUUUCCAGUGUGAUGAGAAUAAAUGUCAUUUUGACGAAGAUCGGUUUUCUUCUGAGAGUUGCAAGUCACACAAGGACCAACCUGUUUGCAGCGGUCGAGGAGUUUGUAUUUGUGGGAAAUGUUUAUGUCACAAAAUUAAGCUUGGAAAAGUGUAUGGAAAAUACUGUGAAAAGGAUGACUUUUCUUGUCCGUAUCACCAUGGAAAUCUGUGUGCUGGACAUGGCGAGUGUGAAGCGGGCAGAUGCCAAUGCUUCAGCGGCUGGGAGGGGGACCGGUGCCAGUGCUCAUCAGCAUCGGCCCAGCACUGCGUCAACUCACAGGGCCAGGUGUGCAGCGAAAGAGGCACGUGCGUGUGCGGCAGGUGUGAGUGCACUGACCCCAGGAGCAUCGGCCGCUUCUGUGAACACUGCCCCACCUGCCAUACAGCCUGCAAGGAAAACUGGAAUUGUGUUCAAUGCCUUCACCCUCACAAUCUGUCCGAAGCCAUGCUCAAGCAGUGUAAAACCUCAUGUGUGCUCACUGAACAGUAUUAUGUGGACCAAACAUCAGAAUGUUUUUCUAACCCAAGCUACUUGAGAAUAUUUUUCAUCAUAUUCAUAGUUACAUUCUUGAUUGGGUUGCUUAAAGUCCUUAUCAUUAGACAGGUGAUCCUACAAUGGAAUAGUAAUAAAAUGAAGUCCUCAUCAGAUUACAGAGCAUCAGCCUCAAAAAAGGAUAAGUUGAUUCUGCAAAGUGUUUGCUCAAGAACAGUAACCUACCGACGUGAGAAACCUGAAGAAAUAAAAAUGGAUAUCAGCAAAUUAAAUGCUGAUGAAACCUAUAGGUGCAACUUCUAA